UCGAAUUUUUAGCAUUUUUAGUCCGAUCACUAGUGAAAAGUAUCCGGCUAUAUACGAUGGUAAUAUACUUCAAUUAUCACGUUCUUCCGGAUCUGAGUCUCAUAAAUUUUAUGAGACAUUAUACGAGAAAUACUUGACCCCGGAUGGUCUUAAAGAUGUUCACACUAUCUCUUCCUUUCAUUUAUUCAAAGCGGCUAUUAAAAAACGAGGUGGAACCGAUAAUAUGUAUUUAGAUUUUCAAGAAUAUUUUGAGAGAUGGUGUUGUAAAGGGAAAUGGGUUUGUUUGAUAACAGAUCCAGUAAUCGUAAAAAAUAUGUUAUUACGACCGGAUACCUAUCCGAAAUUGGAUCUUAAAGAAUAUUCACCUGUAUAUUCACGACAUUUCGGUGCCAAUGUUAUUCAUCAAAUGGUGAUAUUUGGAAGAGAUAUAGGCAUACGUGUAUGUAAUCCUGCAUUCAAGACCUUACCCAUACACCUUUUUGCUGAAACUGGAAUAAAGUUAAUUAAUAUUUUAGAGCGUAUUGAUAAUAAGCCUAUUGAAGUUAUAGAUCUAAUGCAAAGGUUUACUUUAGACGCUCUUGGAAAAACUGUUUUCGAUUUGAUUUUAAUGUAA
This is a messenger RNA of Dentiscutata heterogama, 613 nucleotides long. The record is from the annotation of a GenBank genome assembly. NCBI's taxonomy places the organism in Eukaryota, Fungi, Glomeromycota, Glomeromycetes, Diversisporales, Gigasporaceae.